AUGUGGAGCCGAACGGAGGCCGCCCCUGCCGGCUCGCCCACCACGUUCCUGCGAGGCGAGAUGGGCGCACAGUGGAUCGAGGGCGCCACAGGUAACCCGGUUACCACUCUGGCUCGGAAAUUCAAGCUCAACAUCGGGCAGCAGAACGGGCGGGAGAUACAGUUCACAGCCAAGGGGAGGAGGUACGGGGACGCGGAGUGGGCGGCAGCGGAGGCGGAGUAUCAGACGUUGCGAAAAAUGUUCUACAAGCCCUAUGCUCAGUCCCGCCUGGCAGUGGACUACGAGUUCAACUUUGGCACGGCCCUCUCGCACCUCUCAGCUUGGUACUAUGACUCCAAGGCCUUCGACCCGCCCACCAUGGUGGUCACCAAUGGAUAUGACAACAUCCCCAAGAUGCUCAUGCAGGCCUUCGACCCGCCCACCAUGGUGGUCACCAACGGUUACGACAACAUCCCCAAGAUGCUCAUGCAGGCUGGUGGUUACCCAACAGCUAUGACAAAUACCCUUAAGGCCCUUAUGCAGGACCCCAAGACGCUCAGGGUUCAGGGUUUAGGGUUUAGUGGGGAAGAGGGGGAAAGCGGAAUGGGGAAGGAAGGAGGAAAGAAUGGGCUUGUGCGGAUUGUGGUUAAGCCAUUCUCAUCCCCGUUAUCACUCGCUCCAUUCAACCCCCUCCUCCCAAUCCAACCACGGCAGGAAGCGCAGGGAAAAGGAGCAAAGCUGCUCCUCAACUUCGAAGUCACCGCCAUCUCGCAGUCCCCCACUGGCGUGCAGAUCACGGGAAAGAACACAAGCAGCAAAGGCAAAGCUCAUUCCCAUUCCCGAUUCCACUCUCACCCCCCUCAAUCCUUGUCCUCCCUUGCCAACCCACCACAGGAAGCGCAAGGAAAAGGAGCCAAGCUGCUGCUCAACUUCGAAGUCACCGCAAUCUCACAGUCCUCCACCGGCGUGCAGAUCACGGGAAAGAACACCGCUAGCGGCGCCACCGGCACGCUAGAUGCUGAUGUGGUUAUCGUAACAAUCCCUCUCGGAGUUCUCAAGGCCAACACCAUCGCCUUCAACCCGCCGCUCCCCCCUCGUAAAACCGGUGCAAUCUCGCGCCUGGGCGUGGGCGCCAUCGCCAAAAUCUUCUUCUUUUUCAACCAGACCUUCUGGCCGGUCAACGUGGACGAAUAUUUCAUCGAGGACUCGCAGCUGCCCGCGAAUCGCGGGCGGUGGGUUGACUGGGUGAACCUGAAGCGCGCGUGGGGGCAGACAGCACUGGAAGGCGUGGCUCUGGGGGAGUAUGCGGAGCGAGUGGCUACGAUGAGCGAUGAGGAGGUGAUUAAUGACGCCAAGGCAAAGAUGGCCCGCAUGUUCCCGCAGUACCGCAAGAAGCCGGUGGAAGCACUGGCGACUUGGAUCCAGCGGUGGACUGCCGAACCGUACUCGCGGGGCGCGUACAGCUACGCGCGCGUGGGCGUGCGGGGGAACGAGGAUCACUGCACGGACUAUGAUGUGAUGGCGCUGCCCGAGGGGAGGGUGCUGUUUGCGGGGGAGCACACCAUCUGGCAGUACCAGGCCACCGUUCAUGGUGCCCUGCUCUCCGGCGUCAGAGAGGCGCGACGCGUCCUUAGAAACUUCUGA
Messenger RNA from Closterium sp. Yama58-4, 1623 nucleotides. The record is from the annotation of a GenBank genome assembly. NCBI's taxonomy places the organism in Eukaryota, Viridiplantae, Streptophyta, Zygnematophyceae, Desmidiales, Closteriaceae.